This is a messenger RNA of Sphaeroforma arctica JP610, 1255 nucleotides long. RefSeq lists its product as hypothetical. The annotation marks the transcript as partial. Gene Ontology annotation, biological process: protein transport to vacuole involved in ubiquitin-dependent protein catabolic process via the multivesicular body sorting pathway. Lineage: Eukaryota; Ichthyosporea; Ichthyophonida. The transcript is spliced from 5 exons. Gene Ontology annotation, molecular function: ubiquitin binding. The record is from RefSeq and is a predicted model, not a curated record. Gene Ontology annotation, cellular component: late endosome membrane; ESCRT II complex.
AGACGGGGUGUGGGCAUAGCGGGAAUACAGCAGCGCAGAGAAGAGGAGAGAAAGGAGGUUGAUGGCGAUCUCGCCGAAACAUUCAAGAGUCUGCAGAGUUUGUCUAUAAAGGCGUCCGGCAUGGUGGAUCUGGCCCAGAAACUCCAAGUUAAACUCGCGAAGAAAGCCCCCUGUGAUGAUGAUAAUAUGAAAUUUAAAUCAUAUAUGCUGAGUUUAGGUAUAGCGCAGCCGGUCACGAAAAGCAGCUCCAGUGGCGAAUUAAAGUAUUUCGAAGAUCUUGCUAAGGAGCUGUGUGAUUUUCUGAAAAAGCCCCUGAAAGACUCAGGAGGCACGCUCCCUUUGACAUCGGUGUACUGCUUGUAUAAUCGAGCGAGAGGAUCUGAGCUCAUUGCCCCGAACGAUCUGCUCAGGGCGUGUGGUACGUUAAAGCCUCAGAGAUUGCCACUGGUGAUGAGAACUUUUCCAUCAGGUGUCAUUGUUAUACAGCUUGAAACUGAGAGUGACGAAGGCGUUGUUGAGACCUUGCGCAAGAUAUUCUACGAUACUCCCGCGUUGAAGGUGGACAAGAAGUGGGUGGUAAUGUCACCGGCUGACUACGCUAAGCACCGAGGUAUCGCCAUUCCUCUAGCCCAGGAGCAGUUGCUAACAGGGGAGCGAUCAGGGCUUCUGUGUCGCGAUGAUACAAUUGCAGGCCUAAAAUUCUAUCCGAAUCUCAUAGUCGCUGGGAACUGAACCCUAUACCUGACAAUAUCUAUCCAAAAUCACAAAUGCCCAUAGUACCUGACACAUAUAUACCGGCAAUGGCAACGAUAGGCCUGGCUACUUGGUCUUAACAACCAAUUUCGAAGUGCAUAUUCUGGUGGGGUUAUAACAUUGCAAUUCUCCUGGUUGUGCUACAGAUCAAAGAUAUGAAAUAUACGCAGAUGUAGCGAGUCGUGUGCCACUCGUAGAACCAACCUGAGUUGACUUGUCUAUCGGUUCAUAUGUUUGAGCCCGUCCCCCUUUCGCUUCUCUUCGAGAAGUGCGACCCUGCCGUUUUGAGUGUGAUAAUCUGGUAUUAGGAUGUAUACUUGUAGGCCCCCUUUGCUCUAAGUGCUAUUGGCAUCUGGCCAAGACAUCUCCUCCUCUCCUGGUGAGAGGGCGACUAUUUGGGAGUGUGGCUCUUUCAACUCAAUAUAUUGGUAUCAAACCAUACAAAUAAAUUUUGCGCUACUUCUGGAAUGUGUCUCACAUACGUCCGUUCUUCUUUAAAAGU